Rhagoletis zephyria (snowberry fruit fly) is the source of this 792-nucleotide messenger RNA. NCBI's taxonomy places the organism in Eukaryota, Metazoa, Arthropoda, Insecta, Diptera, Tephritidae. The record is from RefSeq and is a predicted model, not a curated record.
AUGUCUGAAUCCGACAAGCAAAUCGGCCCGUGUUUACCUCCGAAUUUCCGAAUUAAUAAUCACCCAGAGGAUGAAGAUGAUGAAGAGGAAGAACAAACUUUUGGUCCAACUUUUCCUGAAUCGGUGCUGAAGAAGGAUGGUUCUGACAAAACAAAAGAACUUAUUUCAACAAACGAUGAUGACAGUGCUGAUGAUGAUGCAUUCGGGCCCGCGCUGCCACCAGGAUUUUCUGGUAAUCAAAUUGGUCCGAGUUUGCCAAGCGGUUUCAGUCUAGAAGAUGAAGACGAUGAAACAUUUGGGCCAGUUCCAGAAGGACUGGAAGAUAAAAACCAUCAAUAUGAUGCUUCUCAGCGUUUACUGAAACAGAAUGUCAAAAAUAUUACUAAAAGAGAAAAGUGGAUGCUUGAGCCAGGAAAAGCACUUGCCAAAACAUUACAGACCAAAUCGAUUACGCAGUUCAGCCAAAAAUCUUCUAAAAAAGACGGCCCACUUACUGAAAACGAGAAGAAAGAGCUCGCAGCGGUUGCUGAUAAAGACAAUAAGAUGAAAGAGUUUCUUGAAAAAUAUGAAAAGGGCAACAAAAGAGAUGUCUCACUUCUGGAUAAACAUCGUAAUGACUUGAAGAAAAAUAAGAAAUUGAAGCCAGAAAAAACAGAAAGACGUGAGUUUGAUCGAGAAAAAGACUUGUUUACUCGAUCAAUCGAUAAUAAAAAGAAGAAUGGCUUCAUUAAAGAAGCCUCAACGACGUUUCCUUCUCGCUUUUCCAGUGGCAAGUUUGAAAAGUUUCUCUAG